This is a messenger RNA of Amoebophrya sp. A120, 3743 nucleotides long. Lineage: Eukaryota; Dinophyceae; Syndiniales; Amoebophryaceae. The record is from the annotation of a GenBank genome assembly.
UCUAGAUCGAGAAGCCAAUGUGUGAUCUGUCGCGUUGCUUUUGGUAGGCUGGCAGGCAUACCAACAUUGGUUUAGGCUUGCUAUGUAUAUUCUGUAUUGAUUUAUUCUGCGCAAUCGGACUUGUUGUCGAUCAGCAUCUCGUUAGUUUUCAUCUGAGAAGCAGCGAACAAUAAAACCACCAGAGAAUGUCCUCCGCCCUUGCUGUUCCGCUGAGCGCGGCGACCGAGGAUUGGGAUUUUCUCGAGUACUUCUUGCAGGUGUCCUGCCGUUCGAGUCAGGUGAAGGUGAAGAAUGUGUGGAGCCUCACCCUACCCGAGGUCGAGGCGGGUUUCUCCCAGCGGACCGCGACAAAACUGGUUCUGCCCUGCUGGCUGCCGGUGAGUCAGCUGGACCCGCAGCAAAACGCAGUGCAGGAUGUGUGUCGGCGCGGCUUCCGGUUUCACGAGCGCAACAGCGGCAUGCUCGUCCAGUGCGGCAACUUUUCCAUUCCUGGUCUCGGCGAUCCUGCCGACAUCAAUUUUGCUGCAAAUGGAGCAGCAGAAGGCAAUCACUUGCUGCAGGCGGGCGGAAGCAGCAGCAGCGCGAAGGCGCUGGGCAAGCGGGUCUUCGAGGCGUUUCUGUGCCACGCGGGGGUGGUAUGAGAGUGCGCAAUUCCUCCUCCCCCUCAUUCGUCAUGCAAAACCCCAAAUCCACAUCCAGUCGCUUACUUGUGGCACGGUUUGCAUGACAAAUUCCGGAAGCCCAAACAGUACUACACUAGGCGCAUGAAUUUGUCACGCACAGGUUCCACGUGUGCUGGUGUUUGUAUUGCUGUUUCUGCUGUCCCCCUCUCCUUGGUUGCUGUCGGUGGGUUUCUGGCGGUUUGUGUGGCGUCGGAAAUUUUGCCGCCACCUCUGUCUGGUCCCCGUCUGCUCUGUGGCAAGGCAGGUCGGGUUACCUGGUCGGGUUGGUUGUCUGGUCGUGUCUCUCUAUGCCCCUGCCCCUUGAUGCCUGCCACUGGGCGGAUUGGGAGCGUUUUCACGGCGUCAGUCUGUUUCUAAGAGCUGAAACUAUAUGACGCGUGUUGUCUGCUCUUAGACAUUAUGGGGAGGAUGCUUGUCCUUGUUUCCCCCCAGGGCAUUGCCUCAUCGUUGGUGCUACUGUGUGACAGCUCUUGGUUUCCGUGGUGCUUUCGGUGGGAUGGACGUCCGGUGUUGCUUCGACACUCUUGUGUUGUUGCAUUUGUGAAUGCGAGGGCAGUGGUGGACUGAGGUUGCUGGAGUUUUCCGUAAGGACACUCCAAGUUAAUUUCUGACUACUUCGCUUCCUUGUGCCUCUGCUUUAGUGCUAUUUUUGGCGCUUUAGCUUAUAGGCGUCCCCCUCGCAUCUCACCUCCAGGUCUUCGGGGACCCCACUUUUCCAAGGUUCUUGGUUGUGGAUGGUUCCCUGCGGGCUUUGUGGCGUCUGGGUAUCCUUUGUUGCUGUUCAUGCAAUACAAAUGAGGGAGAGCGGGAGUUGUGCACUCUCAUAGGUGGGGCGUAGCCAGCUCGUCACGUCGGAAGAACUGGUGCUGGACGCGGAGAAGCUGCUGCAGAACUGCGACCGAGAUUUUGACUCCGUGUACAUUCACCGCAAGAACCGGCGAAUAUCAAAUGCAAAAAUGUCUGGGUCUGGAAGAUUGCAAGUUGUCAUGCUGUUUUUGGACUCUAAAAAAAAUUGUAUUGCAUGACCAGCAAAAUGGGUACAGUUUUUGCUACACAGACAGGCCAGUUCUCAUGCGGAAGGUGCAUCAGGAAGCCCUCUAAAAGUCUGCGAUGCUAGUUCAAGCAUUACAGGCAUCAUGUGUCAUGAGAAAUAUGCAUGACAAAUCUCGCAUUCUUCCAGACCCAGACAUUUUUACAUUUGAUAGCGAACGAAGCUCGACAGUGUUGACCCCCUCCGCGCCGCCUCCGCCGACCAGCACACGUUUCAGCACGAGUACCUCUUGAAGGACCAGAGUAUCAAUUGCAAAAAUGUCUGGGUCUGGAAGGUUGAAACUUGUGAUUCGCAUUUCAGAACACAGAAAAAUCUCUCAUGCAUGGAUAGCAAAAGUUGCCCAUUUUCUGUCACCAAAGUCAGGGAUUUGUCAUGCGGAUUCGGCAUUGCGAAAGCUUCUCGAAACCUGUGACGCUAGAGUUCCCAUGCCAGACCUUCUGUGUCAUGCAAAAACAGCAUGACUCUUCCAGACCCAGACAUUUUUACACUUGAUACAGAGCCAGCUGCUGCCCAAGUACCUGGUCCACUUCGAACUCGACCCGAGCGAGCCGGAGAAGUUCGCACUCAGCCUGUGUAUGCAUUGCAAAUAUAUCUGGGUCUGGAAACUUGUAAUGCUGGGUUGGGAAUGGUGAAUGCUCUGUAAUGCACAGCGAAGCAUGAGAGGUAUCUGCGCUGCUUAGUGUUGCAGAUUCCGCAUGGCAGGCUGCGUUUUUGCAUGACAAGGAAGAGGGUCUCUUCUUGGAGGCGCAUCACAAGUUCUUCAGUCAUGCCAGACAAGCAUGACAAACCUCGCAUUCUUCCAGACCCAGACAUAUUUGCAUUUGAUACUGUGCGACUCCUGUCAAAAGGAGCCGGCGGCCGUCUGGUGCGAGGCCGACCAGGCCAAGCUCUGCGAAGAGUGCGAUUUGGAACUACAUUCCCUGAAUAAGGUGCGGUUCGUUUAUUUGACGUUGUAUGAAUGUUGUACUUCUGAGUGUUUCAUCUGCAAAACUCUGAUUUUUGUCAGUCUGACCUCUGGUAAACCGAUAGUCUACCGCAGCUGCAGGCGCAGGCAUUUGCAAUUGGAGAAACCAUAGAGCUCGAAAAUCAAGAAAUGAACGGUCUGAAAUAAAAUCCGAAUCCCAGAUUGUCGCUCGCCAUGUUCGGGUGCCGAUUUUCGAAAUGCCGCGCGCGGUCGGGGACUGCCCGCUCCACCCCGGGAUGCAGAUCACGCAGUACUGCGCCACGUGCCACGAGUUUCUCUGUCCGGCGUGUCUGACCGCGGGCAACCACGCGUCCGGGGCCAUUCUCGCCACCCACAAAUUGCUUCCGAUCCAGGAGGCCUACCGCGGCGAAAUCCGCACGGCGGCGGAGGCCGGGGGGCAGUUCAACACUGCCGUGAACCAGCGCCGCGAGGAGAUCAAGCACACGCUCGUGGAGCUGGAAUCCCUCAUUGCGAAGGUCCAGCGGGGCGGCCAACAGGCGGAAGAUCGGGUGUAUGCCAUCGUGCAGGAGAGUUUGCAGAAGUUCCAGACGCACACGGAGCACCACGUGCAGCAGUUGCUUUCGGACAAUUUGAACACAAAACGGCAACUGGAAUUCUUCGACUGGAUCGAAAGCUUCAUCCAGCGCCAGAUGAUGGAACUGUCGCCGCCGAACUUUCUGCGGGCGUGGACGCGGCACCGCAAGCUGCAGCAGAAGCUGGCGGACAUGUGGCACGGCGAGGAGGGGACGGGUGCGUCGACGGCGGGCGGCGCGUCGUCCUCUUCGCAGGGUGGUGCUGCGCCGGGGGUGCUGCCGCCGGGCCCGGACUUGGCGGCCAUCCGCCUGGUCGGAGGCUUGAAGGUGGCUACUGCGAGUAGUGGACCGUGACGAGAGCAGCCCUUUGUGAAUUGAACUGAGUAUAAGUGCUUCAUUGCGGCACUCAGGGUAAAUCCGAACAGGCGCGUGUAUUUACGCGAAUGUGGUUUCAAUGGAUAUUUGUUUCUGCCCCAACCCACUUCCAAGAAGAAUCAAUUCUUACUCGUGAU